AUAGAUAUAUAGUAUCUGUUGGAAAGCCUUGAUCUCAUUAGGACAGUGCUCAAUUUAGGAUCAACAACUUUUUUUUUUUGAAAAAGGAACAAGAUAUUCAGUCUAACAGAUGGAACUAAAAAUACAUAUGGAAUACUAAUUCUUGGAAGAGUGCACAAUUUUAUCUGUUAUCCAAUAAUAGGAUAUUUUAACUCUUGGAAUAUACAUUUUUAUCGUUUAAAGAGUGUAUUUUCUUAAUACAAGCAUCCAUGUUUAUCAGUUUUUGUAUAUCUUCAAGAUGAUACUACAAUAUUUCACAUUGAAACCUGAAAAGAAAAUGUUAUUUUCUUCCAGGAACGUAAAAUUAACUGAUAGUUCUAUUAAUUUCAUCAUCAACAAAUGAACUACAUUAAAUAAACUAUUUAUUAGAAAAUUCUACUGGUGAUAUAUAUGUAUUUUUAAAACUAUUUGAUAAUGAUAUCAACCAGUGAUUCGAUAACUAAUCAAGAUAUUAAUAAUCAUCCUAUAAAUGUACAAAAUAAACAAUCAAAUAUUGAUCAAAGAUUAAAUCGUGAUCCUAAAUAUGAAACAAUUAAUCAAUUAGCUAAAGAUACAUUGAAUAUUGAAUUACCAGAAUCACAAAGUUCAACAAAUCGUGCACUUUUUGUUUUUUCAAAAAAUAAUUUAAUACGUAAAGCAGCACGUAGCAUAAUUGAAUGGGGACCAUUUGAAUAUAUGGUUCUAUCAACUAUCAUAGCUAAUUGUGUUGUCCUAGCAAUGGAAGUUCAUUUGCCAAAUAAAGAUAAACGUCCAUUAUCUGAAAAAUUGGAAAUCACUGAAAACUACUUUUUGGGAAUUUUUACCUGUGAAGCUUUCUUGAAAAUUAUUGCAUUAGGAUUUAUUCUACACAGUGGAUCUUAUUUAAGAAAUAUAUGGAAUAUUUUAGAUUUCGUUGUUGUAGUCACUGGAUUUCUUACAAUGUUCAUGACCAGUGGAAGUGGAGUGAAUUUACGAACACUUCGGGCUGUACGUGUACUGCGUCCUCUCAAAUUAGUAUCAGGUGUACCAAGUCUCCAAGUAGUUUUAACAUCGAUUAUCAAAGCAAUGGCACCAUUAUUACAAAUUGGAAUAUUAGUAUUAUUUGCUAUAUUAAUAUUUGCAAUUGUUGGAUUAGAAUUUUACUCUGGUGUCUUUCAUGUAACAUGCUUUGAACAAAGUAAUCCAACGGAAUUGCCAAGUUUCAUACCAGAUGCACCUGGUUUAGUACCAUGUCAAGCGGUGGAUACCCAUACACGACCACCAGGAGCAUUUAUUUGUCCAGCUGGUUAUAUAUGCAAAGGUUAUUGGGAGGGACCAAAUUAUGGCAUAACAAGUUUCGAUAAUAUCGGUUAUGCAAUGUUAACAGUAUUCCAGUGUAUUACAAUGGAAGGAUGGACAGAUGUACUAUAUAUGACCAAUCGAACAUAUGGAUCACGUUUCAACUGGAUUUAUUUUAUACCUUUAAUUGUAAUUGGAGCAUUUCUAUUGAUCAAUUUAGUACUUGGUGUUUUAAGUGGUGAAUUCGCUAAAGAACGUGAACGUGUGGAAAAAAGGCGUGCUUUUUUGAAAUUACGCAGGCAACAACAAUCUGAUCGUGAAUUAAACGGUUAUCUAGAUUGGAUACAACGAGCCGAGGAAGUUAUUUUAGCUGAAGAACAAACUUCAUUUGCACAACGAUUAAAAAUUAUCAAAGCUAGAAAAAGAGCAGAAAAGGUACGAAGAAGAUCGAACGAUGCUGAGAAACGUGCCAUAGCUGCUGAAUUGGAAAAUUAUGAGGCUGAAUUAAAAGCUAAACGAAACUUUAAAAUACCCGGAAGUGAAGCUUUAUUUCAAUAUCAUAAACGAUUUCGAUUUGCAGUUCGUCGUCUUAUCAAAUCACAAAAAUUUUACAUUAUUGUGAUUACACUCGUAUUGUUAAAUGCAUUAUGCGUUUCUGUAGAAUUCUAUGGUCAACCAGGAUGGCUUACAGAUUUCUUAUAUUUUUCAGAAUUCAUUUUUCUUGGUCUUUUUUUAUUUGAAAUGAUUAUAAAAAUCUAUGGAUUGGGUUGUUUGAUUUAUUUUCACUCAACAUUCAAUAUUUUUGACUUUGCUGUUGUUUUCGCUAGUUUAUUCGAAAUUGUAUGGCAAAUUUUCUAUCCAUCUGAUUCAUUCGGAUUUUCCGCUUUACGUAGUAUACGUUUAUUGAGAAUAUUUAAAAUUACAAGAUACUGGGCAUCAUUACGUAAUCUGGUAUUAUCUUUAUUAAAUGCUAUGAGAAGUAUACUCAGUCUUCUAUUUCUACUUUUCUUAUUUAUGUUAAUAUUUGCUUUACUUGGAAUGCAAUUAUUUGGUGGAGAGUUUAAUUUUGACGACGGUAAACCAGGUCAAAAUUUUGAUACAUUUGUAAAAGCCUUAUUAACUGUAUUUCAAAUUUUAACUGGUGAAGAUUGGAAUAUGAUUAUGUACGAUGGAAUACGUUCUCAAGGUGGUGUAAAUAAUGGAGGAUUUGUAUAUUGUAUUUAUUUUGUAUUAUUAGUAUUGUUUGGCAAUUAUACUUUGCUAAAUGUAUUUUUAGCCAUUGCUGUAGAUAAUUUAGCUAAUGCACAAGAAUUGACAGCAGCUGAAGAAGAGGAACAACGUUUAGCGAAUGAGAUAGCGGAACAACAAGAAGAUAAGGAAAAUCUCAAAGCCGAUUUGAAUCAACCACAAACUAUUGAAAUAAAUCAAAUCAAUGAAAGAAAAUAUUCCGGAUUCGAAGAAUUCGGAAAAUCUAUUACAGCACAAAUGGGAAAUAAAUACUGUGAUAACUAUAGCACAAUGCAGAAAUUUCAAACAGAUAUUGAACUAGGUCGAGAGCAAGACACACAAGCAAAUCGAGAGUCUCAAACACAACAUCAAUUAUAUGGCAAGCCAAUGCUUCCUUACAGUUCAAUGUUUAUAUUUUCUUCAACAAAUCCUGUUCGUCGAUUUUGUCAUUUUGUAGUGAAUCUACGAUAUUUUGAUUUAUUCAUAAUGAUUGUUAUUGUAUCAAGUAGUCUUGCAUUGGCUGCUGAAGAUCCAGUCAGUGAAAAUAGUAUACGAAACUGUUUAUUAGAAUAUUUUGAUCACGCUUUUACAUGUGUAUUCGCUAUUGAAAUGUUAUUGAAGUUAAUUGAUCUCGGUGUAUUUCUACACCCAUAUUCUUAUUGUCGUGAUACGUGGAAUUUAUUGGAUGCCGCUGUGGUGAUCGGUGCGUUAAUAUCAUUUUUUCGAGCUUAUACUUUGAAAGGUAGAGCUGGACAUGGAAGUAGUAAAAAUUUGAGUACAAUAAAGUCUUUACGUGUACUUCGAGUGUUAAGACCACUAAAAACCAUUCGAAGAGUACCGAAAUUAAAAGCUGUAUUCGAUUGUGUAGUUAGUUCAUUGAAAAAUGUUUGUAUUAUUCUUGUUGUAUAUAUAUUAUUUCAAUUUAUAUUCUCUAUUGUGGCAGUUCAAUUAUUUCAGGGAAAAUUUUUCUAUUGUAAUGAUUUAUCAAAACUUACAAAAGAAGAUUGUCAAGGUUAUUUCUUUUCAUAUGAUGACGGUCUAGUACCUGUUGUGAAAGCUCGAGUAUGGAGUUCACGUGAUUUUCAUUAUGAUAAUGUGAUCACAGCUAUGCUAACAUUAUUCACAGUGACAACUGGUGAAGGAUGGCCUGGAAUUUUGAAGAAUUCAAUGGAUGCUACUGAAGUGAAUCAUGGCCCAGUUGAAGAUCAUAGUCAACAAAUGGCAAUAUUCUAUAUCAUAUUUUUCAUUGUAUUCCCAUUCUUUUUUGUCAAUAUUUUUGUAGCUUUAAUUAUUAUAACAUUUCAAGAACAAGGUGAAAAUGAAUUAGUCGAUCAUGAAUUGGAUAAAAACCAAAAACAAUGUAUUGAAUUUGCAAUUAAUUCAAAACCUUUAUGUAGAUAUAUGCCUAGUAAUAUUGCAUCAACAAAAUAUCGAAUAUGGAGAUUAGUUGUUUCUAGUCCAUUUGAAUAUUAUAUCAUGACAAUGAUUGCAUUAAAUACUUUAAUUUUAAUGAUGAAAUAUUAUCGACCAGAUCAUACAGAUGCUAAUAUGGGCAUUCCAGACUGGGAAACACAAAAAUAUCAAAGUUAUUGUAGUACACUAGUUUAUUUGAAUACAGCAUUCACUGCGAUGUUUACAAUGGAAUGUUUAUUAAAAUUAAUUGCAUUCGGACCAAAAAGUUAUUUUCGUGAUUCAUGGAAUACGUUUGAUUUUAUUACGGUAGUUGGUAGCAUAACCGAUGUACUUGUUUCUGAGUUACAGGAUUCAUCAUUUCUUAACUUGGGGUUUUUACGACUAUUUCGUGCAGCUCGUUUAAUCAAAUUAAUUAGACAAGGUUAUACAAUCAGAAUACUAUUAUGGACAUUUAUUCAAUCAUUUAAAGCACUACCCUAUGUUUGCCUACUUAUUACUAUGUUAUUCUUUAUAUAUGCUGUAGUAGGAAUGCAAAUAUUUGGUACAAUAGCUAUUAAUGAAGCUGAAGGACAAAUUACAAGUUACAAUAAUUUUCAUAGUUUCCCAUAUGCAGUUCUGUUAUUAUUUCGUUGUGCUACUGGUGAAUCAUGGCAAGAAAUAAUGCUUGCUUGUACAUAUGGACAAGAAUGUGUUAAUCGUGCAUCAAACAAUUGUGGAAGCAAUGCAUCCUAUACUUAUUUUGUAUCAUUUAAUUUCUUUUGCUCAUUUCUUAUGCUCAAUUUAUUUGUUGCUGUAAUUAUGGAUAAUUUUGAUUAUUUAACAAGAGAUUCAUCUAUACUGGGGUCACAUCAUUUAGAUGAAUUCAUACGUGUAUGGGCUGAAUAUGAUCCAGGUGCAAAGGGAAGAAUACAUUACACAGAAAUGUAUGAAAUGCUAAGAAAAUUAGAACCUCCAGUUGGAUUUGGUCAGAAUUGUCCAUACAGAUUAGCGUAUAAGAAAUUAAUCCGUAUGAAUAUGCCAUUAGAUAGUGCAGGAACUGUACAUUUCACAACAACACUGUUUGCUUUAGUUCGAGAAUCAUUAGGUAUUAAAAUGGCUCCAGCUGAAUUUAUGGAUAUUAAAGAUGCUGAAUUACGUGAAACCAUUAAAACAUUAUGGCCCGUACAAGCGAAACGGUCAUUAGACUUAUUGUUGCCACCAGAUUCAGAAUAUACAUUUACCCGUCUUACUGUUGGAAAAAUUUAUGCUGGACUAUUGAUUUAUGAAAAUUGGCAAAUGAAUAAAUCCACUGGCAAUAAAAAGAAUUUACAUCAAUUGAAUACUAAACCUAUACUUGAAGCAUGUUUAACUCAAAUGUUAGGACAUGAAUUGAAACUAAAUGGAGAGAAUAAUGAAAAUUAAGAAUAGCUAAAGCGUUAUAUCAUCCUAGUGAUAUUUUACGGGACUGUGUAUCGCAGGAUUUUGGCAUGUUGUAGAAUUUUUUGUAUUCAGGCUUUACAAUGAACUCAAAGCUUUCAGAAUAAAUGUCUUGAAACACAAUAGUUUAUGUUCUCAAUUCAUAUCACUUUCUAUAAUAUAAGUGCAUCAGAUGUUAUCAAUCAGUUGCUAUAUGCGAGAUCAUAGAUUGAAAAUGCUAAAGUAUCAAGACCAUGACAAAAACGGUUGCCCAUCAAUACAUGAUGGUUCUAACGAUUCUCCAACUGACGUCUGCUUGUGAUCGAAAUCCAUUUUAAAAAUAAAAAAGUCUCAUAGCUCAUUCAACUAAAAUCGUGUUCGUAAAAUAAUACUAUUUUGUAAAGGAUUAUGCACCGUAUUCACAGUUUUUAUAUUUGACACAAUUCAUUUCCAAUAAACUUAUUUUUUAAAUUAUUUAUCAUUAUUUUUAUCCCCAGUCCAUUUCAUCCUGCAAAUCGUCUACCAAACUGCAGUAAAGAACAUUCACGUUAUGGUAGUAAAGUGGAUCUUAGAUCCAUUAAUAUUAUGGAAAUAGAUCAUAUUCCUUUAGAAAAUAAUUACAAAGAGCAAACAUUGAAAUACAAACAGCACGAAAAAGAACUUGUAGAAAGAUUAAAUCAAAUCAAACAACAACAGUUAGACAAUAAUAAUGAUGAAUAUAUGAGAAAAAUAUCGAAAACCACUAGCGAAGUGACUAGAACUACUACUACUACUGCCAAUAAUGAUAAUAUUAAUAAUACCAGACAGAUCUUUCCAAAUAUUAUUACAUCACCUGAAGAAGAGAAAUGUAAUAAGACAUCUUCCACUGAACAAGAACAUAUUCAUAAAAGUUUAGGUUUUAUUAAUGCACUUAAUAACAAUAAUAAUAAUGACGACGAUGAUGAUGAUGAGAGAGAUGAUGUACAAAGUAUAGAUUAUUAUCUGUCACGAAAAUCAAUUCAUUCUUUCUCUACUACAACUAGUACAGAUUAUACAUAUUAUCCUAACGCACAUUCAAAUUACAAUCAGAAACCACAAACUACAUCACAAGCUCAAUAUAACUCUCGUACGAAUAAAAUUAAAGUAUACACAAAUAUGCCAGAUGCAGCAGUCAGUCAACAUAGUAACAAUAAUAAUUAUUAUGAUCACAACAAUAAGAUUUCUAGUGAAAAUCAAAAGUUAACAUUUUAUCCUCAUCCACCGGAAACAGAUAAUCAGUAUUUAACACCAAAUCACAUGUAUGAUAAACUUCGUAAACUCGAUAAUUUUUCAGAUAAAAGUAGAAGAGGAAUAGAAGAAGAAAGAAAGAGGGGAGUAUUUUGUAGAAAAUGUACAUACAAUACAUAUCAGCAACGUACAAAUCAGGCACAUUUAAAUUUCGCAGACGCAGUUCAUACGUUGGUAAAACAAGCCAAUGUUAUGGCUAAACGAAAUAGAAUCAAUAAAUAUUUACGUAAAAGUGCAAAAGAUGUUGACUGGGAUACACUUUCAUAUCAUAGAGUUAAUAUGAGUCCAAGAUCGUAUGAUCGUAAUACAAGGUAUUAUGGCAACAGUAUUUCAAGUCAUCAUAAACGCAAAAGAGUUUUGUAUGAUGAAAACCAUGAUGGUUAUAAGAGCUUUUACUUAAAUUUGCCAAAUAAUUAUUCAUUAGUUUCGUAUGAUAUGCCACAGUGUAGUUCAGCAAGAGAUGAUGAAACAGAUGAAAAUAAUUCAUUUAACGAAGGAUUUCGUAUAACUGAUUUAGAACAUCAACAAGAUAGUCCAACGGUUUAUGAUGAAGCAUAUGAUCAACCCUAUGCAACGCAAAUUGAAAGAUCCGCAUCAAUUCAUGAAAUAUGUCAAAAAAAUGAAAAUAAGACUAAUAAUGAAUACAUUGUACAAAAAUCCCAUAAUACAUUAUAUCAUUCCUUACACAUGAUUCCAUGUGAAUCUGAAAUAAAAUCUUACAUUCAAAGUGUACAAGAUUUAAAUCUUGCCACUAGCAAUUUUAAUCAUAUCAAUCCGUCCAAUAGAUCAGAUCAAAUGAUCAAAAUGAAGGAAAGUGAAAUUCAAUUUCCUCGUUUACUUAAAUCACCAACAACCAGUGAUGAUUUUAAUUCAAUAUGCUCCACUAUAAAACAUCACAGGACAGGUUCACUAACUUUUUACUCAUGUCCACCACAUGAAACCUCUUCUCACUGUUCCAUGGAUCCAAGUGCUAGUGCUUUUUGUUAAUCAUUCAUAAUAAAAGUACAAUAUGUAUAAAAAAUUUAUUAUGAAAAA
This is a messenger RNA of Schistosoma rodhaini, 7632 nucleotides long. NCBI's taxonomy places the organism in Eukaryota, Metazoa, Platyhelminthes, Trematoda, Strigeidida, Schistosomatidae. The record is from the annotation of a GenBank genome assembly.